Molecule: messenger RNA, 897 nt
Organism: Striga asiatica
Lineage: Eukaryota; Viridiplantae; Streptophyta; Magnoliopsida; Lamiales; Orobanchaceae
Source: the annotation of a GenBank genome assembly
AUGUCUCUGAAGCUCAACAAAAAAUUCAAAGAAGCACAAGCAAAUACAUUGUUCGGCUCUACUCGAACUGUCUGCUCGCGUUUUUUAGUGUUUCCUUUAUUCAGUUUCGUUAAGAAUAAAGUCCAUCCCGUAAUUCACCACCUUCCUCACGUCAUCCUCCGUGUACACCAUCUCCUUCCCGUACGCCCCCUCCGUCGCCAGCCGCGGCUCCGACGGCAGCACCAGCGGGAACGACUGCGAGUCGGUUAUGUGCCAGUGGAAGACGUUCAUCUUGUUCAUACUCAGCGCCCGGAUCAGCCGCAGAAGAUCCUCCACGGCGUAGUAGUUCCUCGACGUGUCGAGCAGCACGCCGCGGUGGCCGAACAUUGGCGCGUCGGAGAUCCUCAGGCCGCAGGCCGCCACCCUCGGCGGCGCCGAGUACACCAGCUGGGAGAAGGUCUCGAGCCCGCGCAUCGCGCCCCAUGGGGUGGACGCGGACAGGAACGCUGGAGCCCCCGUGCAGGGGACGGAGAGGGUGUACGACUCAUCGACGCCGUGGGCAAGGGCGGCGGCGAGCGGAGACGACGAGGUGAGGUUGAGGGCCGGGGGAAUCAGGGGGCGGUGGGCCUCAUUCGCGAUCAGAUUGAGGUAGCGGAGGAUGGCGGCGGCGAGGUGGCGGUGGCGGGGGGCGCCGGAGAUGUUGAAGUUGUCGGAGAGCCUGAUGGCCUGUGGAUUGGACCAGUCGGUCCAUGUGGGCUUGGGCCAGAUGUUGAUAGGGGGUUUUCAACUGUAAAAGCUGAUUUCUUUAACCAACUUAACCAAAAUUCUCCGGAGGACGAGUUCAAAUACGGGUUAUUUCAGGAGACUAUUAAGAUUGUUAAGAUCAGAAAGGAGAUACUUCAUUAUUUUAUAUCUUGA